UCUCUAUCACCCUCCAAUUUUCAGUACUAUUCUCCCUAUUUUCUAGCCACCUUAAUUGAAUUUUCUGCAAACUCCAAAAGUAAAAGAUGCAGACAUAUGUAUCUACGCGUACAGAAACCAGAAGAUAAUUGAUUUGGCGUUUAUAUUGGGGUCAUGAGUGGAGCAGUAAUAUCCAUCAAACAAAUGCUCAAAAUCACAUCGGCUUAGAUGGAGAUCUUAGUUGGUAUUCUUAACUUGUGCUCAUUGGUUGGUUUGCUUUUAUCCGACAAGAUCUCUGAUCUCAUCGGCCGGCUUUACACCGUCGUCCUCAACGUUCCUGGUAGGCGCAAUCCUGAUGGGAUUCGCACCCUCGCUUUCGUUCCUCAUGAUUGGAAGAAUAGUUGCGGGCAUCGCGCUGAUGAUAGGUCUCGUUUACGUGGCCGAGUGCUUUCUCCGGCUAUGUCUCGUGGCUUGCUGUUGUCGUUACAGGAGAUCUUCGUCACCACUGGAAGAAGAAGGGCAGGGGAGUGCUUUGGAGAUUUUGGGAAAUUAGGGUUUCGUAGUGAUAUUAAUAAUUUUCUUAUGAUAUUAAAAAAAUAAUAAUAAUAGUACGGAUUCACAACUUGAAAAAGAAAAAAACUAUUAAAAUCCCCGAAGCCUAAUUUUUUCUAAUUCCCCAAAGCAACUGCUAAUAUAGUAUUUUGCUUAUUAGCUUAAAUAAAACCCAGAAAAUUAAUCACCCCACCCAAAAUUUUUGGACAUUAUAGACGACUUUAAAGCAGAGGCCCUACUCAUAAAGAUAGUGUUCUGAAUUUUUAUAUCCAAAUUUAUAGCUAGCUUAAUUAAUUAAAAUAUCUAGUACUGUAAACACGAUAAGAAGAAUUAUAAAUAGCAGCUAACAAGAAGAAAUGCAAGACAAACAUCAAGUUUACAAUGGCAAGUUUUCUUACCUGUAGCUUGCUUUUGCUGCUAAUGUUCUCGUUUUCCUUCCAUACAGAGUCAAAGAAUUCUCGCCGGGUCUACCUUGUCCAUAUGAAAGGUGGCUCUGCUGAUAAAUAUGCAACAAGGUCUUCUCAUUUUGAAGUUCUUGAGGAAGUUCUUGACGGGGACAGCACAGUUUCGGAAUCACAUGUUUAUAGCUACAAAGAAGUCUUCACCGGGUUCGCAGCCAGACUCACCGAACAAGAAAAGGAAAACUUGGCAAGAAUGGACAAUGUAGUGGCUGUUUUCCCUAGCAGAAGCUUCCAGCUUCAGACAACCAGAUCAUGGGACUUCUUAGGAUUCCCAACCACUAUAAAACGACUACCUGAGCGCGAGAGCAACCUGAUUGUAGGUGUCUUUGACACCGGAAUUUGGCCGGAAUCUGAGAGUUUCAAAGAUGAAGGGUUUGGUCCUCCUCCUAGGAAAUGGAAGGGAAUCUGCCAAAACAUAACUUGUAACAACAAACUCAUAGGAGCCAGGUUCUACUACACUGGAGAUAUAGCUCUGGCUGAGGAAAGAUCAGUGCUUGACAUUAAUGGACAUGGAACUCAUACAGCUUCCACUGUAGCAGGAAUGGAGGUGGAAAAUGCAAAUUUCUUUGGACUUGCAAAAGGGACAGCUAGAGGUGCAGUUCCUUCAGCUAGGAUUGCAGCAUACAAGGUUUGCUGGAAAACAAUUACUCAUGACACAUGUGAAGAACAGGAUUUUCUAGCGGCUUUCGAGGAUGCAAUCAAUGAUGGAGUGGACAUGAUGUCGAUUUCAAUUGGUUCGAAUGAGACCCAGCCGUAUGUUAAGGACACACUUGCUAUAGGAGCUUUUCGAGCCAUGAAAAGGGGCAUAUUGACAUCUGCUGCUGCAGGAAAUUUUGGUCCUACUCCAUCAACAGUCACCAAUGGAGCACCCUGGAUUUUGACUGUUGCAGCAAGCACAAUUGAUAGGAAACUAGUGGCCAAGGUGGAGCUUGGAAAUGGACGAACAUUCAUGGGAAAUACCAUCAAUGGCUUCCCCACACAAGAAUCUUUUUUCCCGAUUCAAUUGGGAGAAGACGGCAAUCACAACCAUCUCAUUGACAAUUCAACAAAAGGAAAGAAUAUAUUUGCCCAUGCAACACUUACAGUGAUUCUUGCAGAUGAUGUUGGUGCUCAAGGAGUAAUUUGGAGCAAUGAUGCAUUUAUAUUUCAAUCAUGCCCACUUCCUCUACCUGGUGCCUGCAUGUCCACAAGGGAUGGUGAACAAGUAAAGAAUUAUACAGAAGAAACCAAAAAUCCAACAGGAAAAAUACAUCAAAGCAUAGGCAUUCAUGAUCCAAAAGCUCCCAUUGUAGCUGACUUCUCAAGUAGGGGACCUGUUAAAAUUAGUCCAGACAUUCUUAAGCCAGAUAUUACUGCUCCAGGAGUUGAUAUCUUGGCAGCAUAUUCCCUGAGAGCAAAUCCAACACCUUUCCCAAAUGACAAACGCCACUCACCAUUCAAUAUCAUCUCUGGAACUUCCAUGGCAUGCCCUCAUGCAACUGGAGUUGCCCUCUAUCUCAAGACAUUUUACCCUUCAUGGUCUCCUUCUGCCAUUAAAUCUGCCCUAAUGACAACUGCAUCUCCCAUUAGUUCUAAAGAAAACCCAGAUGCUGAAUUUUCUUAUGGAUCCGGACACAUAAAUCCACUCAAAGCACUUAAUCCUGGCCUAGUUUACAUGACAGAAGAGAAUGAUUACAUAAACUUCUUGUGCAACAUUCUGAGCGAUGAAGAAGUAGAGGCCAUAUCUGGAGAAAAAGUCAACUGUUUAAACAGUAGUACAUCUGCAAAGGACCUUAACUACCCUUCAAUGUCCGUUAAAGUGGCGCCAUUGAAACCCUUUAGUGUCGUGUUUCCAAGGACUGUCACAAAUGUAGGGGAAGCUAAUUCCACCUACACAGCAAGUAUCCAGUCACCUUCUAAUUAUAAGCUGAAUAUCAGUGUUGAACCAAAUGUGUUGACAUUCAAAUCUUUGGAUGAAAAACUUGGGUUCAAAGUGAAAGUCUCCGGUGGACCACUUGAGGUUGGUGACAAGAUCUCUGCUUCAGUUGUUUGGUUAGAUGGAAAACACAGUGUAAGGAGCCCUGUUUUCAUAUAUGCCUAAAUAAAUUUCAAAAGAGUGCUUCUGGUUGGUGAUUAUGAAAUUAAUCAUAUUUGUAAAACUACUUUUAGUUAUCAAUAAAUUAUAUGUA
Carica papaya (papaya) is the source of this 3160-nucleotide messenger RNA. RefSeq names its product subtilisin-like protease SBT4.3. Lineage: Eukaryota; Viridiplantae; Streptophyta; Magnoliopsida; Brassicales; Caricaceae. The record is from RefSeq and is a predicted model, not a curated record. Gene Ontology annotation, molecular function: serine-type endopeptidase activity. Gene Ontology annotation, biological process: proteolysis.